Colletotrichum orchidophilum is the source of this 588-nucleotide messenger RNA. RefSeq lists its product as uncharacterized. The record is from RefSeq and is a predicted model, not a curated record. The annotation marks the transcript as partial. The transcript is spliced from 2 exons. Lineage: Eukaryota; Fungi; Ascomycota; Sordariomycetes; Glomerellales; Glomerellaceae.
CAUACGCGCAACCCUUUUACCGCCCAACAGACAGACAGACAGACAAGACAGAGACAGCAAGACGACAGGCCGAUAUCCCAAAGCGAGACACCACCGUCCACCACACGCGCCUCUUGGCAAGCACCAGCCCUCAAACGGUGCCAACGAUCGCCGAAAGUCUACAAGACCCCUGAGCCCGGUCGCACUGCUACCACCUUGUUGGACCAAUCCGCACCCUCUCCUGACGCCGUUAUCCCCUCUAAAGGCUGUGCCACCAAGAAAACCAGCCUAACAGGAAGACGUACCGCCACGGCAAUCAAAGACACACAUCCACGAGCACGCAACCCUCAUCAAGCGCUACUUGGGUACCUACACGUACCUCCUCCACGUUCUCCUGCUCCCGCUUCUCUUGUGCUGCUUGCUCCCACGACUCCCAGUCUUCCUGGAAAAACACUGGCGCACUUCAUUCCCCCCCCCUCCCCAUACCAAGUGCGCUCGCUGCACACACCCCCAACCGAGCGCCACAGCAAGAGCACAGACACAGAAGCCGUCGACGCAAUUCGCCAACUGCUCUCGAUAUCAAACAUUUCGCCAAAGAAACAGCGUUGA